Metarhizium album ARSEF 1941 is the source of this 1566-nucleotide messenger RNA. Its product is annotated as Acetylglutamate kinase. Gene Ontology annotation, biological process: L-arginine biosynthetic process. The transcript has a single exon. Bases 1 to 1566 code for a protein of 521 amino acids. Lineage: Eukaryota; Fungi; Ascomycota; Sordariomycetes; Hypocreales; Clavicipitaceae. Gene Ontology annotation, cellular component: mitochondrial matrix; cytoplasm. Gene Ontology annotation, molecular function: L-glutamate N-acetyltransferase activity, acting on acetyl-CoA as donor; N-acetyl-gamma-glutamyl-phosphate reductase (NADP+) activity; arginine binding. The record is from RefSeq and is a predicted model, not a curated record.
AUGCUGCCGCCUGUUGCUGCGGUCUUCAGGGUCGGCGCCCGCCGGGCUGCUUCCCGGGCUCUCUCGCGCAUGCCCGUGUCCGCGUCCGCAUCGGCAUCCGCUCCCGCUCCCGCUCCGAGCUCGGCCCGGAGCCCCAACCGCGCCCUCUCCACCACUCGCGCCCUCGCCGCCGCUUCGUCGCCUACCAGAGACAGGACCCGCGAGAUUGUGGCUCAGACUGUUAGCAGCAUUGGCAGCAAGCGCGAGGCCAAGCAGUACCUCGAGCUUUUUUCCACCGUCUCCCAAAACUUUGCCGUCAUCAAGGUCGGAGGCGCCAUUCUUCGGGAGCACCUUGAUGAGCUCUGUAGAAGUCUCCUAUUUCUCUACGAGCUCGGCCUGUACCCGGUCAUUGUUCACGGAGGCGGCCCGCAGCUGAAUCGCCUGUUAGAGGCCGAGGGGGUGGAACCUCAAUUCCAGGACGGGAUAAGAGUAACCGACGCGAAAACCCUCGCUGUCGCCCGGAAGCUCUUCCUGGAAGAGAAUCUACGACUCAUCGAGCACCUGGACUCCCUUGGCGUUGCGACACGCGCUAUAGAGGGGGCUUUCGGGGCAACCUACCUCGACAAGGAGAAGUGGCAGUACGUGGGGAAGAUCACCGAGGUCAGGAAGCAAGCCAUCGAGAGCAGCAUAUCCGCCGGGUACGUGCCCAUCCUCACUUCAAUAGCCGAGGGGGACGAUGGCCACCUCUUAAACGUCAAUGCGGACGUCGCGGCUGCCGAACUCGCCCGCGCGCUCAAGCCCCUAAAGGUUGUCUACCUGUCCGAGAAGGGAGGCCUGUUCAACGGAGAGGGCAAGAAGAUCUCGCAGAUCAACCUGGACGAGGAGUUCAACCACCUUAUGGCCCAGCCCUUCUGCCGUUACGGAACUCGACUUAAGAUCAAUCAGAUCAAGGCGCUGCUCGACGACCUCCCCCGCAGCUCUAGCGUGGCUAUUAUCCACCCUAGUGAUCUCCAGAAGGAGCUCUUCACGGACUCCGGCGCCGGUACACUGAUUCGCCGCGGCGAUAAGAUCCAGAAGGCCACCUCGAUCGACGAAUUCGACAUUGAGAAGCUCAAGGCUACCCUGGUCGGCAACUGCAGGGGCCUUGAUGCCGAGGCCACCGUUGAUCGAUUCAUCGACAUGCUCAAGCAGAGGAAGUUUACCGCCUACUACGACAACGCCAUGCAGUGCCUGGCUAUUGUUAUGCCUCAGGAUGAAAAUCAACCUGUUGCCACCCUGACCACCCUGACUACUACCAAGUCUAGCUGGCUCAGCAAUGUUGUGGAGAACAUCUUUACCGCGAUGAAGAAGGAUCACCCUAUUCUGGUCUGGACCAUCAGCGAGGAGGAUGAGAACCUGACCUGGUUCUUUGAAAAGGCCGACGGCAGCUUCCACAAAAACGGCAGUGUCCUCUUCUACUACGGUUGUGACUUGCGCUCCGAGGCUCUUGUCCCCGUAUACGAGGACUUUGUGUCCAAUGAACGAGCCAUGCUCGGCGACGCCAACAUUGAGUCGUCUCUCCACGCUCGUCCCGGCCCACUCGUGUAA